Messenger RNA from Glarea lozoyensis ATCC 20868, 1926 nucleotides. RefSeq lists its product as uncharacterized. Bases 1 to 1926 code for a protein of 641 amino acids. The transcript is spliced from 5 exons. The record is from RefSeq and is a predicted model, not a curated record. Lineage: Eukaryota; Fungi; Ascomycota; Leotiomycetes; Helotiales; Helotiaceae.
AUGUCGUCCCAGUUCCACAAUGGGAAGCCACAAGGUAGCGAAAGUGCACAAAAGCUUUACAAGGCAAGGAAGGGAGAGUCGAUUCGAUGGGUCGUUAAUCCUUUGGAAGGCUUGAGGGGCAAGGAGUUCAAAUCUUUUCAUGUUAGACAUGAAGCUAGCAUGAUCGAGUUGUUCUUUGACCUCUUCUUCGUCGCCAAUCUUGCAACAUUCACAACCUACCACGAAAUAACGAAUAGUGCGACUUUGUAUUAUUAUAUUGGCUUUUUUGUCAUCCUAUGGUCAACAUGGUUUCAAAUCACCAUCUUCGAUGUUCGGUUCGCGGGUGACUCUGUGUUCGAAAGAAUAUGCAAAUUCUAUCAGUUCACAUUCUUCACCAUGCUCGCUGUAGUGGGCUUUACAUUUGCUCCUGGAGGAAAAGAAUCGGUCAAAGCUUAUCGAAUCUAUCAGACUUUGGCGAUUGUUAUGGGGCUUUCUCGAUUUUUUCUCGCACUCCAAUACGCGGUCGUUGCUGCAUUUGUGUGCCGAAAGUACAAGAAGCUUAUAUUGCCUUUCAUACUAAUCGUCAUGAUAUUACUGAGCUCGGGCACUGCGCUUUUGGUUACAAACCGCUGGUUCAACAAAACUGCAGAAACAAGAGUCCACUAUGUCUGGUGGAUCGUAUUACCUCUCGAAUCGAUACUUGUUCUCCUUGUUUCCUCGUUUUGGAGAAUGCUCAGUUUCAAAGAGUCACAUAUGGCAGAAAGAUUAUCCUUACUGACUAUGAUAAUUAUCGGAGAAGGUGUUAUCGGGUCUACAAAGACCGCUGGCAUGCUUUGGCCGACGACAUCCAGUCCUGACGGCAAAGGAGUUAUUGCGAUGGUUUCUAUCAUUGUAAUGCUGCUGUUGAUGUGGCAACUCUAUUUUGACAAUCACCCUCACGGCCACUACGGAACUAUCAAGCAGCAAUGGUGGGCUUUUAGCCACUUCUUUCUCCACAUCGGAUUUGUAGGAGUUGUAGAGGGGGCGAAUCGGAUGGCUAUAUUUUAUAAUGCUAUCAGGAAGCAACUUGAACUCAUCGACCAAAUCGACGGUCUUUGUUUCACAAACACUACCGUUACUUCAGCCGAAACUUUCGUAAAUUCCAUCAAUUAUACUGUCGAAAAACUCAAAAUCGAAUACUACGAUCCACGAUCUUACGACUCUAUUCAGACGGUUCUGCUAUACACCCUUUACGGUAAUGCUACUGGUGAUGCCCAGGAUCCCUUCUUCUGCGAUUUCUACAACAACAUAUCGGAUUCGUCCCUCAUUCAGCAAGCCAUGGUCAAGGGCAUAUACAAGAGGUUCAACAUCGAUGCCCCGAAAGAAAGCAAACUUGGCGAGAUCGGCUUUUACCACACUUUCAAGACAACUUUCACCUAUUUGUGGGGCUCGGUGGCUCUUUCGAUGAUCAUGCUUUUGAUCUUCCUCUGGAUCGUUCGAACUAGGAAGCGCGACGUUCUCGAAUUUGUCCGGCUCGCAUGGCGCGCAAUGAUCGCUGUGGUUGCUGUCGGUAUUGCCUGUCUCGUGCUAAACGAGAAUGCUUUCAUCACGAUGAUUGCUAGUCCCUAUGUUGUGACAGCUAUCUGUGCUUUAAUGGCGUCGUCGGUUUUGUUCGACCGAGUGAUCAGAGUAAUAGGUGUCUGGAAGUUCGAAAGGCACUAUGCUAUUCCUGCAGCAGAUCCAGCACACGGUCAUGGUGAUGAUCACAGUAUGGUCAGCCCUCGUCCGGGAAUGACCCCUCAGCAAAGCUAUAAAUUGGAACCGUCCGUCACAGUCACAGCUUUUGGGGCUCCAACGGGAUAUACGGGCGUUCCACAAAUGGCACCUGAAGGAUAUCCGCUCAGUCCCCAGAGCUACCCACCAACACCUCAGCCUUAUGGACAGCCAAUGGGCUACGGAGCUUAUUAG